Molecule: messenger RNA, 1275 nt
Organism: Paraglomus brasilianum
Lineage: Eukaryota; Fungi; Glomeromycota; Glomeromycetes; Paraglomerales; Paraglomeraceae
Source: the annotation of a GenBank genome assembly
AUGGGAGCGGUUCGGUGGUUAUCUACAUUAUCAAAAAAAGGCAAACAGUUGAUCUAUAAAUUAGGAGACUUGAACAUUGAAGGCAAAGGUGAAUUUCCAAAUAAAUGGCAUAUACCGCAAGUCAUACCACUUAAAGAAUGGAUUGAUAGAACCCGCAACAUUGAUGAAAACGAAGUCAGUAGGCAUAAGAAUUGGAUUUAUCUUUUAAUUCCGCCGAGUAGUCUCCAUAAUGCACAUAAAUUAUAUACGCAGGAGCUUGAAUUUACACAUGCUGCAGUCGGUUGGGCUCAUGCGCUUGUUGCCUUCAAAGAUAGACAAUCGAAUAGUUCGCAAAUCUUCUCAUGGGGAUUAAAUACAUCAGGCCAACUAGGUUUUGAUGUAACGACAGAAAAUCACGGCCUUGUGCAAAAUCUUCCAUCUAGUUUCUUGGUCAAUUCUCUUCACUGUGGAAGAAUCCAUUCGCUUGUCUCACUCAAGCGGAGUAAUGGAAGAAGUGAACUGUAUGCAUUUGGUGACUGCAUGUAUGGCCAACUGGGAAUUGGCAAGAGUAAGAACCGAAUUGAAGAAGCAGAAAAAGACAUUGUAUUCGAGCCAAUACCAAGGUGUUUGGACCUUAAAGGAAAUGUUAAACAAGUCGCUUGUGGUCUGGAUCACAGCAUAAUAUUGACCGAUCAGAAUAUUCUUUACGCAAUGGGUUGGGGUGCCGACGGCCAAUUAGGCAUUGGAAGUACUUCAGAUAAAGACGUUCCAACAAUAAUCCCUUUGCUCUCGGGCAAGCCGGUGAAAAAGAUCGCUUCGUCCACCGAUUUUACGUUCGCGUUGCUGGAUAACGGCGAGUUAUGGUCAUGGGGUAAUUCUGAAUACGGUCAAUGCAUGACUGGGAAGAAAGUCGAAAAGAUUUUAGAACCAGUCAACAUACUCACGAAUAAUGAAAUCAUUGAUAUUGCAGCUGGAGGACCUUUUGGCUUGUACUUGACAGGCGAUGGCGAAGUCUACUCUUGUGGCUAUGGAUCAAUAGGAUUUGGAAAAGAUGUCGUCGAGAUACUGACACCCACGAGAAUACCUUCACUGCAUAACAUUGUGGAAAUCUGGAGUACAAGUGAUUAUGCUCUGGCUAAAUCAGAUCUAGGCAAACUUUACAUCUGGGGCCUCGGUUUUUAUGGAGAUAAUUUGUACAAUCCCACGAAAGUAGAGUUUCAACAAAAAGACUUGGUGAUAGAAAAAGUUGCAUGUGGGAUACGAGGUGCUAUAAUAAUAGCCAACGAAACAACAUAG